UUGACUGCACGAAAGAUAACGUCAAACAGAAAAAACUUCGUAAAUUUCCAAUACAAAACAAGAUGUCUACAUUUAGUUCAUAAUUUUUGCAAAAUAUAAGUGGAAAUAUAGAAUUAUCGCAUCGCAUAACCAUUUAUGCAAAUAAGUGAGUCAAUCUCAACCAUGCUAAGGAUUCGUCUCAAAAUGGGACCUUCAAUGAGAAACAAAGAGUGGACGUGUUGCUUUGGUCUUCAUGUCCGUACAGUCACCAUUAUCAUAGGCGUUUGGCAUCUGUGCUUAAACCUAUUGGCCCUUGGAAUAAUUUCGGUAAUAAUUCGGACCAACAAUUAUCACCUUUUAAUGGACGAUAUGAAUGACGAUGGUGAUAGUGAUACCGAACAAAUAGCACCGAUUUUGCCGACACCGUUAAGCAAAGUUGAUCGCCCAUAUGCUUAUAUUGAACGUUUCCAGCAAACAGGACUACACAGCAAUGACGUUGAUAUGAGUGGACUUGUUUUCUUAUGUAUGAUAGCCGUUACAUUAAUGUUAAUUUACGGAGCGGUCAAGGGUAAACCCUCCCAUUUGCUGCCAUUUUUCUGCUUACAAAUAUUUGAUUUCGCCAUUGCCACUUUAACCGCUGCAAAUCACUUAUGUUACAUAAAAUCCAUACAUAUGUGGAUUACGGAGAGCCAGAAUAGAUUACCUUGGAAGGAAGAGUUGGCAAAACUAAAUCCACAAACAUUAUCAGUAUUGGUUUUAAUUGGAUUUAUCCUUUUUAUUUUUCUCAAAGCAUAUGCAAUUGGCAUUGUUUGGCGUUGCUAUAAGUACUUGACAUUCAGGCAGCACAAUUUACGGUCUAUGCUACCAUAUAUCAUUCCUGAUACCCCGGAAGCUGCUAAUGUACGACAGGAACGCGACAAUAAUUAUCUUCUACCAGACUAUGAUGAAGCAGUCGCUCAAAACUUAAAAUUGGCACCUCCUCCGUCAUACGUUGUUGCAAUGGCUAUGAAUAACAAGGACAUGACACCGAACGACACAGAAUCAGCUCGUGGAAAUUCUGUUCUUAGCGUUAAUGACAACAUUAGCCUCUCAGAUCCUCCACCGUACAAUGAUGUGGAACAAAAUGAGACUUCGUCUGCAGAAAACCUCUCGAUCAUUCUUGUCGAAGCUACCACUUCGACCAACACUGGAGGCUCACAACAACCACAUGAAUCGAAUAGAAAUUAACCGCUUUUGAUAAUAACCGUUAAAGUUAGUCAUACAAAUUAAGCGUUUAAUGGAAAUUAACUAUUUGAUGGGGUUUGAAGUGAAAGGGUGCAAGUGAAAGUACAUUUUUUUAUUAUUCUGAUUAUUUAAAACAUUUUUUAAACAUGUAAUGAAGACGAUAUAUGUAACAAUUGACCUUUCCCGUCAGAGAUUUCAUCUCGUUUUAUUGUCUCAGUAUUCUUUUGAAAAAUCGAAAAUUAAAAACAAGUAUGGGUUAUCGGGGCACCUAAGGAAAAAAAAUAACGCUGAAAAGCUAAAAAAAAUCAUUCAAAUAUAGUAUGACUUAUACUGUUACUUUCCACAUUACGUCGAUGCAAAUGCGUUUGGAAAUUGUUAGAAUGUAUUUUUGAUAAUGUAUUGACUUUAAUGUGUGUUCCCGACUAUAGACUUAUGCAGGGGUUCAUCGAAUUCACUCACCCGAUGGAUUUUGACAUUUGAGCGGGUCGUCUUCUCGAACAAAAGUUCAUUUUGCGUUCAUUAUGCGACCCGCUCAACGUCAUAAUUUCUUGGGGGAGUUCAUUUUGCGUUAGUCUAUACUGUAUGGGCCAUACCUUUUGAGGCAGUUUGUGGAGGUCAACUGCACCCACCGACGAGCAUUUUGAUAUAGGUAUAAAAAGGCUUGAAUUCAUUUUAUCAGCACCUUCUUAUAUGCCACAUUGGUCAGAAUGCUCGGAACGGUUGGUGUAAUUGACAUCCACAAACGUUAAAUCAGAGACUAACCCGCAAACAAGCUGGCGGCCAUUAUCGCUCGCGGAAAACAGGAUACGGUGCAAUAUGGGCCACUCUUCGCCGUUUGAACAGACCCAUUUUAAUUGAUCUAUGGUCAUUUUUUCUGUUCCGAUCACGGAAAUGCGGUAUUGUAAUGUGUCCGUAAUGAAUCUAACAUAGAUGAUGAUAUUCUUAUAACAUCCAUUAAUUAAGUAAAGUUUUUAGGGAAAGAGGGUUUUGCCCGAAGUGUGACGACUAAUACAACAUUUUCAGAUGCUUCAUACAAAAAAUGUGCAAAUGGUAAUUUUUUGCGUUACGUUAUUAAUGGAUCUUAAGUAUGACCAUCAGAGCCGUAGCGUGGACUUCUGGCGCCCUUGGCGAAACCUUUACUGGGCGCCCCUUUCUUGUAGAUGUUCAAAACAAAAACCGCAAUAAAAGUAGGGAGAUUUAAAAACAAUUAUUUGCGUGGCAUACCGAAUUAUUAAUUUAUGAAUUAAGCCUCAAUAACCUUUAAAUGUUCCAAUGUAGAGGUAGGAAGUAAGGAUUACUAAAAGUCAUAAAAUUCCUAGAAAUUCAUUGAAAUUUUCCUGAUUUUUUGAAUUCAAUAAACUUACGCAAAUAUCUACUUGAUCCAGUAGUGCCCGGAUUCUCGGCUAAAAAAAUCAGACUCGCUUGUUGUGAAUUCACGCACAAGUGGAUCUAGCUAGGCCAAAAAUGUGUGCUGGUCGGUGAUUGGAGGGGAUUAGUGCAAAAGGCCGAACAUGUUCUAGCAUACCACAAAAAGCCGAAAACCCAGAAGGCUGAACCACGAAAGGCCGAAUGGUACUAAAGUCUGAAUCUCAAAAUGUCAAAUAAUACGAAAGGCCGAAUUAUUACAAAAUUUUCAAUCUUUCCACCAAGAGAACUUCGAAUACUAAAACAAUUAUCCUUCAUUUUUAUUAUGCUGUCCCAUAAAGAAAAAUUUGACAACGUGUUUUGCAACUACUAGCGAUCUAAUCUGAUUCGCCGAUUUACAUCAAUGUACGAGUGGUGCGCUUCAUGACGCAUGGCUGUGCCAAUGAUGCGCAAACUCACGAUCUAAUUCCAAUUAUUAUGUUUUUAGCUAAAAUCUUUAUAAUUCACGAUAACGCGGUGUUGCCAAUUGUAUUUCAUUUUCUCUUAAGUCCUCCGACGAACUUCGUUUGGCCUAAAAUUGAUUUACUCUCUGAUUAAUUCCCGAGUGAUGCAGGAAUUUCUGUUUCAUUUGUAUGGGAGCCCCUCUUUCCAGAAGAGGGAGGGUUACCACCGAAACAUAUCUUAUCUUCAAAAAUCUCCACAUGCCAGAUUUGGUUCCGUUUGCUUGAUUAAUUCUCGUGUUGUGAAUAAAUUGGUGUUUCAUUUGUAUUUCCAAAGGAGGGAGAGGACUCGAACCAUCUUAAGAACCUUCCCCUGCCCAAAAAACCUAUGCAUACUAAUUUUUACGUCGAUCGGUUCAGUAGUUUCCGACUCUAUAAGGUUCAGACAGACAGAAAUUCAUUUUUAUGUAUAUAGAUGUGAUUCAAAAAGACCGAAUGAACUCAGCAGAGCAACAAAGUGGACCAGAGCGAGCGUGCGUCGGCCUUAUGUGGUUUCGGCCCGUUUUUGCUUUCGGCCUUUUAUAGUAGACCCGAUUGGAGCGCUAUCGGAACUAAACAAACAAAAUACUUGGAUUGGAUGACCUUCAGAAUCGCCAACUUCAACUCUGGAGUGAAUUGGUAGAUUGGAUUGGACCUAGUCGUAUCAAGGAAUUGGUAGAUUGGAUUGGACCUAGUCGUAUCAAGGAAAACCCAAGUCUGGAGUGGGUUGAUUAAUGGGCACAAUAGUCUUCAGUCUGUCGGUUUAGUGGCACUGUUGGAUUUUCUUGGACCAAUGCCAUCAUUAUUGAAAUCUGUUGAUGCAAAUUAUUGUAUCCUGUAUGCUGUAAGAUGAGUGACGUCAUUUCAAAUACUCAUCUUCGUAAAGUCAGUUAAUACAGAACUAAGAGAAAAAAUCACGCGCAGUAAGCGGAUCGGCCGGUCGUCAAAAUUUAGUUUUGCUUUGUGCGGAAGGCAAAACGAUCGGCCGGUCGCUGUAAUUUUGAUCUGCUUUGCGCGGUUGAGUGAAUAAAUUAGAAAGUGAAAGUUUCAGACAGCGAGAGUAUUAUUUCCCAUCCCAUAGAUCGCAUCACUCACCGAAGUGAAUCCAGAUAAAUUAUCCUUUGCAACUAAAACGAUAUCCUAUCUCAAGACAAUCGUGGAGAUACACAGGUAUACUCGGUCUCUAGUAGCGAGAGUCAGACGAACAAUCCUUCCCUUCCUAUAUGGCCGGCGCCGUUAUUGACUUUAGAUAUUUGAGCUCCCGAAACGUGUACAUUGAGAAUGGGUAGCUAGUCCCAAGCCCCAUUUAUUGUGCUCUCUGUGCAAUUUCGCAAGUUCUAGUCAAUCACGGAGUAGCAACUACGAAUUGUGCGGUCAUAAUGCUCAUACUCAUGCUCAUGCUCAUCAACUAAGAGAAAAAAUCACGCGAGUUUGAGUGAGUUUGAGAAUAUUUUGUGAUCAUUUCCCAUAGCGACAUUCUUGGUUUUGGCGCCCCCCUAAGGCCAGGCGCCCUUGGCGGGGGCCAACCUGGCCAACCACACGCUACGGCGCUGAUGACCAUAUUGCCUCAUAGAUAUUUGGUUUUGGGAAAAAAAUGCGAAAAAUUCAGAUUUGCAUCAAAUAUGUGUGCACAAUAUUUAAUUAUAAAAGAUCUUUCCUGACGUAAUCUGAAAAAAGUGACGUAUGCGCCAUUUUACAUCAUACAUGUUUUAAAUUUUUCUGUUAAAUAGUAAGAUGAGCACCCAAAAAAAUCUGCACGUUGUUUCCACCUGAAAAACUACGUAGAUUUUUGCCACCUGAAAUUCACGUAACUUUCAUCUGAUUUUCCGGUAUAAUUCUGAUUCUACGUGAAAAUCAGGUAAACUCUACCUUGGAUAAAAUUCACCGGACUCGUAAGUUUCACCUGAAUUUUCUGAAGGAUUUACAGUUACGUGUGCACGUAGAAUGCACCUGAAAAUUCAGGUGGAAAGAACGUUUAAAUUAUUUGGAGUGAGUACUACUCGUUAACACCAUUUUUGUAAAUAGCGUAUACGUCAUUUUGCCAGAUUACGGCAGUUUUGAUUGUGAUGCAUUUUUGAAAAAGAUAUUUUAGUUACCAGAUAAAGAUUGUCGCUUCGGUUCCCUUUGUUCUGCUGUCCGAAACAUGUGUGAUACAUAACUGUCAAAUCGUAUGUAUUUUUCCUUCGUUGACAUUUAGAUCCCCUAUCCUCGCCAGCAAAAGAUGUUCCGGACAACGAUGACAGCGACAAUGUUUAUCUUGUAACUAAAAUAUCUUUUAUUUUUGACCAGUAUUUUGUUCAGUAUUGUGUAAAAACCAUAAAUAUUUAUAAACUUCAAAUAUAUCUUAUGAUACAGGGUGACAAAUUUUUGCAGUAAUCGUAAAAUGUAGCAAAUUUACACCAGUUAUAAAUAUCCAGUAUUUCCAAGUAUAUUUGAAUCUUUUUCUGCAAUCAUAGAAAAAAUCUGUCUGAAAUCUUGACUGCAAAAAUAUCCAUUGCUGACAGAUAUGUCUGAAUCUUGUUAUCCAAUUUAAAAAAAAAACCGAACCUUGUAAUUCUGCCAAUGCAACCAAAAAAAUUCAAGUGUAAUUUCAUGUUUGAAUUGAUUUGAAUUUUAUUGCGGUUUUCACGUUCAGGCAUAUGUGGAACAUUCUCUCAAAUAUCAUAUAAAGUUGACAUGAUAAAACUUGCCAAUAAGCUCAAAUUGAGGGUGACCGUAUGUUCAUACUGUGCUGCAAUGUUCACUGGCCCAAGAAAAUGGCCUCAUGUUGAUCCAAAAUCGGUCGAAUUUUAGGUUAAAAUAAAUUGCAGUGCUUUUUCGAUUUGUUUUUUAAAGCUGGAGUCGUAAAAAAUUCAGGUUCUUGGGAAAACUGACCUUCAAUAAAUUAAAGAAUCGGUUGAGGCGAACCCUUCAGGCCGGUUCACACGUGCAGCAUUUUCUCAGUUUUUAUUUACGAUUGGUAAAUAAAGCGAAAUAAUAUCUUUGACAGAAAUCUAGGAAGCUUGAACCAAAGAUGGCAAGAAGUUCCUUCCUUCCUCAAAUACCUUAAAUUGUCUGGCCCUCGGAUUCAUAAACUUACUGUACAAUUGAACUUUCUCGUCAAAAUUUUUCAUUCGCCCAAUCGAUUCUUUAUUUUAUUUAGGGUCAACUUUCCCACACAACCCUUAUUUUAUGACGCCAUUAAAUAUUUUUAAAAUUUAAAACAGUAAAUUAAAAAGUGCUGUUUUUGAAGAUUGGCCCAACAUUUGCCCGAUUUAGAACGAAAAUCCGGGAAAGUUGACCUUUAAUAAGCCAAAUAAUUGACUGAGACAACAAAACGAGAUACAAUUUUCGACGGUGAAGGUCAAUUCAGUCGAUUUCUUCAAAAUAUAUAACAUUAUAACUGAUAAAUCACACAAUAAACAA
Messenger RNA from Armigeres subalbatus, 6452 nucleotides. RefSeq names its product lysosomal-associated transmembrane protein 4B. The coding region runs from base 136 to 1206 and encodes 356 amino acids. The transcript is spliced from 6 exons. The record is from RefSeq and is a predicted model, not a curated record. Gene Ontology annotation, cellular component: lysosomal membrane. NCBI's taxonomy places the organism in Eukaryota, Metazoa, Arthropoda, Insecta, Diptera, Culicidae.